AUGGCUCAAAGCGGAAAGAUUGGCGGCUCGGCUAUGGAUGGGGAACCAAGGCAGGUGGCUGGUCUCAUAGAUCUAGAGACUGGAAAUUGGAAUGAACAUUUGAUAAAAGCAUUGUUUGACGACCAAAAAGUCCAAGACAUAUUAGCAACACCAAUCGGAAUGCCUAAUGAAGAGGAUAGACUGGUAUGGGAGAAGACCAAAACAAAGAUAUACACAGUUCAAAGCGGAUACUAUGCCAACAGAGACAAUCCACCAAACAAAAAAGCACAAGUAGGCACUCCAUCAUAUCAAGCAGCCAUCGCAACUUCUUCGCAUCAGCCAAAACCAGCAUUACGGAAGUUUAUAUGGCAAUCAAAUAGCCUACCCAAGGUUAAACAUUUUCUAUGGAAUGCAUGCCACAACGCAAUACCCACAAUGGAAAAUUUAUACAGGCGGAAAAUAGUACCUGAUCCGCUGUGCCCUAUUUGCAAAAAGGAAGCUGAAACAGUCGAACACACCCUGCUGUUAUGCUCCUGGAUGACAAGGAUUUGGAAAGCCGCCCCUGCACAUCAAAGUGUCAAGAAUAAGGUUAACCAGAUUCGACAACUGGCUCAAACGAUUUUCAAAGCCGAGGCUUUACACGAGAGCUACUCCAUUUGGAACAACACAAAGAAAGGAGAGCAACAUAGCGAAACCAUACCUCAACGAUGGAAGCCCCCAUCCCCUGAUUCGCUGAAAAUCAACAUUGAUGCCUCUUUUCUCCCAAGCAGCGACGCCGAAACAGAAACAAGAGGAUAUAGGGGAGGACGCGAGAACAGAGGAGCCAUAGCCUGCUUGUGCCGCGACUCCAGGGGACGGGUUGUUGAUGGAUUCGCGAAACUGGUGGCUGCGUCCACGGCAGAACAGGCGGAGGCCAUUGCCCUCCUCGAAACCCUAAUUUUCCUCUCUAACCGAACUCACCUUUCACUGGAAGUGGUAUCCGAUUGUCUCCCCCUCAUGCACAGUUGCAACACUUUGGAAGACUUCAGUUGGGAAGCGAAGUCUGCUGUGGGUCGGGCCAAAACAAAACUGAAGCUGUUUCGGGCCAUUUCCUUGGCCCAUUGCAACAGAGAAUCCAACCGGCCUGCGGAUUGGUUGGCGAAAGCGUGCAGGAACAAUACUCUUCCACAUAAUUGGCUUCAGAAUCCCCCACCUGCCCUGUUUGAUUUACUAUGUGCUGAUGCUUUUAAUGUAUUUUCUCCACAUAUGACUUAG
Molecule: messenger RNA, 1233 nt
Organism: Eucalyptus grandis
Lineage: Eukaryota; Viridiplantae; Streptophyta; Magnoliopsida; Myrtales; Myrtaceae
Exons: 2
Coding region: 1-1233 (410 amino acids)
Molecular function (GO): RNA-DNA hybrid ribonuclease activity; nucleic acid binding
Source: RefSeq, a predicted model, not a curated record